This is a messenger RNA of Gloeophyllum trabeum ATCC 11539, 1482 nucleotides long. RefSeq names its product CyP450 monooxygenase. The coding region runs from base 1 to 1482 and encodes 493 amino acids. The transcript is spliced from 12 exons. NCBI's taxonomy places the organism in Eukaryota, Fungi, Basidiomycota, Agaricomycetes, Gloeophyllales, Gloeophyllaceae. The record is from RefSeq and is a predicted model, not a curated record. Gene Ontology annotation, molecular function: iron ion binding; monooxygenase activity; oxidoreductase activity, acting on paired donors, with incorporation or reduction of molecular oxygen.
AUGCUCCAAGCAACUCCCAUUACACUCUUCCUCUUUCUCGCUUCCGUGCUGGUGUAUCUGCGUCUGCGACGGUCUUUACCUCUCCCGCCAGGCCCUCCUGGACUACCCAUAGUUGGAAAUGCUUUGGAAAUACCGCCUUCGCAUCAAUGGCUGAAGUACUCCGAAUGGUCCAAGUCAUAUGGGGAUAUAAUGCACCUUAAUGCGUUGGGCCGACACCUGAUAGUCCUUGACUCGUUGCAUGUCGCGCGGGACUUAUUGGAGAAGCGAAGUGGCAUCUAUUCUGACCGGCCAAAGUUUACCAUGAUAUCUGAUCUCAUGGGAUGGGACUGGGCUAUCCAGUUUAUGUCUUACGGCCCUCGGUUCAGGCAAUACAGGUCAAGUGUCGUGGGGCAGCUACGAAAACAAGUCCUGCCUCGUAAUCAUCCUAUACAGCUGCGCGAAGCCCGUCAACUGGUCCGGGAGCUUCAUACGUCUCCGGACAGGUGUCUCUCUUUGAUCAAACAUGCUUCUGGGGUAACAAUGAUGUCGAUCUUGUACGGGUGCAAAAAUGAUGGGCGCAGGGACGAAUACGUUCGCGUAGCAGAUGCAGCAACGGAGUCGCUAGUGAUUGCAGGAAAUGUAGGUCAAUACCUGGUUGACUUCGUUCCAGUUUUGAAGUAUGUCCCCGAAUGGCUCCCGGGAGCGACAUUUCGACGGCAAGCUCGCGAAUGGAGGAAGUUAUGCUCUGACCUGAUAAACAAGCCAUUCGGCGACGUAAAACAAUCUCUGAUCGAGGGAACGGCGAGUCCAUCAUUGGUCGAGCAUAUGCUACAGGGUGAGGAAUCGCGACAGGACGAGGAUAUUAUAAAGGCGACCGCAGGCGUACUUUAUCUUGGGGGAGCAGAUACCACCCUAUCUGCAUUCUACUCAUUCAUGCUGGCGAUGGUCCUUUUCCCCGAUGUCAUGGCGAAGGCACAAGCUGAAAUAGACUUAGUCACCGAAGGGCAGCGGCUCCCCGAGUUCUCUGACAAGGCGGCUCUACAGUAUUGCCUCUGCCUGGUUCUCGAAGUGUUUCGGUGGGUCCCCGCUGUUCCCCUAGCGGUCCCACAUCAGUCAAACGAAGUUGAUCAAUAUCGAGGAUAUGUCAUUCCGAAAGGGUCCAUAGUGUUCGUGAAUGUGUGGUCGAUUCUUCAUGACGAGAAAUUGUACCCGGACCCUUCGCAGUUCAAUCCGGACCGUUACAUGCCUGGUACGGAAAAGACACCCCAGCUCGACCCUAGGGAAGUGGCAUUCGGUUUCGGCCGGCGCUCAUGUCCUGGUAUGAACUUCGCCGAAGAUCACCUGUGGAUAGUCUUCGUUACAAUUCUGUCCGUCUUCGAUAUCAGGCGCACCAAAGAUAAGCAGGGCACCGAGAACCCACUACCGUCGCAUGAUUUCAAGGUUAGUUCCGGUAUGGUCAGGUAUGUUUAUGAGUUUUUUACAACAAGUACCUCACUUCAAUGA